CUCACCAAUCAUUAAUUACAAAUAACAUCUCAAUUGUACUUCAGUGCAUCACUCCAUCGUCGGCCUACAGUUAUUUUAAUUUAUAUUCAUUAUAACAAUCCAAUUCAACAAUCAAUCAAUUGCAACAAUGGUUCGUUCAACAAUUGUAUUCGUAGUCAUCUGUACAAUAUUGGUAACAUUAAUCAUUGAAUCAGAAGCCCAAUUAAAUUUCUCACCAAAUUGGGGUAAACGCAGUCGAAACUCUGGUUUAAGUCUAGACGUCGAUGUAAACGAUGGUGCCAAAUGUAAAGUUUCGGUUGAUUCAUUAAUGCAAAUAUACAAGUUAAUUCAAAUGGAGGCACAAAACUGUGUAGCUAAGUAAUUUAUGGAAAUGUAAAAAUGAAGUUUGCUAAUUAAAAAUUACACAAUUACAAUCUAGUCAUGUAUUUUACUUAUUAUGCAAUUUCAAAAAUUGUAUAUUUACAAAAUUAAAAAAUAUGAU
Molecule: messenger RNA, 481 nt
Organism: Chrysoperla carnea
Lineage: Eukaryota; Metazoa; Arthropoda; Insecta; Neuroptera; Chrysopidae
Product: hypertrehalosaemic prohormone
Exons: 3
Coding region: 128-361 (77 amino acids)
Cellular component (GO): extracellular region
Molecular function (GO): hormone activity
Source: RefSeq, a predicted model, not a curated record